AUGAAUAAAAAAAGUAUUCAAAAACUUUUAAAAAAAGCUAAUCAAAUUAGUCAAUUAAAUUCACAAUAUAAUUCUAAAGAAAAAAUCGAUAUUUAUCAUGAAGUAGCACAAGCAUGUCGAUCUAUUGGUAACUAUGAUGAAGCAAUAAAAUACUACAAUCUUGCAUUAUAUGAAUCUCAAUUAGAUGAUUUACAUGAUGAUAUACUUUAUUGUUAUCGAUUUUUAGGUGAAUGUUAUUUAUAUAAAAAUGAAUUUUAUACAAGUGAAAGGUAUCAUUUAAAUUUUUUAUCAUUAGCAAAACAAUAUGAUAAUGAUGAACGUAUUGAACAAGCAUAUACAUGUUUAACAAAUACAUAUUGGAUAUGGUUAAGUUAUUUACAAGAUGAUAUACUUUAUGAUUGCGAACAUGAUCAACUUUCCCGUGAUUUAUGUAAACGAAGUUUAGAUGCAGCACAAAAUAGUUUAUUAAUUAUUAAAAAACUUAAUGAUAAAUUAGAAAAUGAUGUAAAAGAAAAACGUUUAAUUAUAAUAAAAGAUACUGAACAAAAACAACAAGAUUUAGCAUUAAGACGUGUUAGAAGUUAUAUAAAUAUUGCAAAUGCUAUGAGUGAAAAAUAUAUAAACGAUGGUAAAGAUAAUGCAAAUCUUCAAGCAUUUAGUCAAUAUAUUAAAAAUGCUAUAAAACUUUCAAAAAAGUAUAAUUUUUAUGAAGAAUUAGCACGUCUUCAUUCAUCUCUAUCAGGCUUUUAUCUUUUCUUACCAAAUUAUUUACAUAAAAAAAAGAAAUCAUUGCUACGAUGA
Molecule: messenger RNA, 801 nt
Organism: Rotaria sp. Silwood2
Lineage: Eukaryota; Metazoa; Rotifera; Eurotatoria; Philodinida; Philodinidae
Source: the annotation of a GenBank genome assembly